Molecule: messenger RNA, 861 nt
Organism: Gryllus bimaculatus (two-spotted cricket)
Lineage: Eukaryota; Metazoa; Arthropoda; Insecta; Orthoptera; Gryllidae
Source: the annotation of a GenBank genome assembly
AUGACAAUCGCUCCUCCUGAGCUUUUCGAGGAGACAGCGCGCGCAUUAGAAAUCUCCGCGGCCGCGCCACGUAUUCUGUGUCCAGCCUCAACAGCUGGAGCGCGGGCAGCUAAUUGGCCGUACAUCGCGCCGAGGAAAGUGUUAAACACUUCCAGUUCGUGCGCGACUCGCGACGCCGCCGCGUGCCUGGGCGCCAAGGCCGUGUCCGCCGUGCGGCGCGCCGCGCGCAUGGACACGCUGCAGCUGGUGGACGGCGUGGCGUUCGUGAGGACGGGCGAGGACGCGCCGGCGCCCGAGGGCGAGGGCGAGGGCGAGGCGGAGGUGCGGCGGUCGCUGGAGGCGGCGGGCGGCGCCAGCCUCUUCGACCUGCUGAUGGACGCCGUGGGACGCUUCUUCCACUCGCACUCCCUGCAGCUCAGCAUGCCCCAGGGCGCGCCAGAGCUGCUGCAGCGGGCGCUGGAUGAGGGCCGCGGCAAGAAGAAGAUGCUGAAGCAGCUGCUGCCCAUCCUGCUGGCGGCGGGCGCCAAGCUGCUGCUGGUGGUGCCGCUGGGCAUCGGGCUGCUGGGGCUGGUGGCCACCAAGGCGCUGCUGGUGAGCAAGCUGGCGCUGCUGCUGGCCGGCGGGCUGGCCCUGCAGAAGCUGCUGGGCGGCGGCGGGCUGGGCGGCCUGGGCCUGGGCGGCAAGGGCGGCGCGUCCGCCGGCUGGAGCGCCGGCGCCGCGCCCGCCGCCGGCUGGAGCGCGGGCGGCGGCGGCGGUGGCUACAGCUCCGGCCCCGCCGCCUCCUCCGGCUGGUCGCGCAGCCUCGACGCGCACGAGUUGGCGUACGCCGGCCAGCAGCCCGCGUCGGCGCCCGCGCCGGCG